AACUCCCUCGAUCAUCUCUCUCUCUCUCUCUCGCAGUUAUCAGUAAGCAAGAGAGAGGCCAUGGCUAUGGAAUUCGAAUUAGGGUUUCCGUACUGGAGAGCCCUCCGUCGGAAGUUUGCUCCCGAAUCUCCCUUCUUCGCUGCUGGAAACAUCGUAAGGGAACUGCUCGUCAAACAGCUUGCGCUGGAUUUGACUGAAGACGAAAAGCGAGAGCUUCGGAGUAUUGUUGAUGAGGAAGGCAGGGGUGUUUUCUGUUCGAUUGUUGGUUGUGGAGCGAGGUUGAUUUGCUUGGAGGAGUUUGAAGAGCAUUACAAUGCUCGGCACACUGCAUCUUGCUCUGUGUGCUCCAGAGUCUAUCCGACGUCCCGGCUGCUCGGCAUUCAUGUUUCUGAAGCACACAGUUCUUUCUUUCAGGCGAAAGUCGCACGCGGCGAUCCUAUGUAUGAAUGCCUUGUAGAAGGCUGCGAUUUGAAAUUGAAGAGCUAUAAGAGCCGGCAACAGCAUCUGGUGGAUAAGCAUAAGUUCCCCACUUCAUUUGAGUUUUUCAAGAAGGCUCCUCCUUCCAAAAAACGUAGGCAGAAGAAUCAGAGAAAGCAAGCAUAUGUUAUGAAGGAAGAUGCAUCUGAUAUGGAUGUAGAAACUGAAGUCACUGAUGUCACUGAUCCUAUUAGAAAGCAGAAGGGGAAGAAUCAGAGGAAGCAAGCUAAUCUCAAGAUGCCCGAUGCAUCUAAUAUGGAUGUGGGAAAUGAAGACAUCAAUAAUCUCGUUUCUGCUGUCUCCAAGUUAAGCACUUCAGACUCCAGUCCCUCAUCCAUCAGCUUUGGUCGUCGGCACACUCGUGGCCUGACGUUUGUCCCACGAGCCGUUCAACGUGAGAAGAAACCAGACUCCACUUGAGAUAAAAUACAGAUAUCGCGACCUCACAACCUAAUUGACGCGGAAAUUGCUAUAAAUGUUUGCCUUCCACCAGAGCAAAUACAUGAUGACUUCUCAAUAUGUACUUGAAACAUAUUGUAGAGAAUUGUCUCAGAAAAUAUUGAAUGCUGCAGCUGAGUAUUUGUUUAGUUGAGUGUCUGAUUUCAAAGCAUGUGUUAGGAAAUGCUAAUGGUGGUUACAACAGUAACGUUGGCGACUUAAGGCAGGUGCUUCCUAUGAUACCUUCCGAUCUUCUGUAACCUCGAUCAAUGGCAUCUACAUUUUGAAGAUUGAGUUUCAAAGACCUACUAUUUUGGUACUUAAUAGCAUUUGCACGAGCCAACGGUACUCGU
Messenger RNA from Argentina anserina (silverweed cinquefoil), 1268 nucleotides. RefSeq lists its product as uncharacterized. The record is from RefSeq and is a predicted model, not a curated record. NCBI's taxonomy places the organism in Eukaryota, Viridiplantae, Streptophyta, Magnoliopsida, Rosales, Rosaceae. Bases 61 to 897 code for a protein of 278 amino acids. The transcript has 4 exons.